AUGGACGAAUACCACAACGAGAGCUCGUUCAACACCGAAGAAGUUGAUAACAUUGUCAAAGAGUGUAUUGAGAAUGUAGUAGGCAAAGAUGACUACAACCAGAAUCUGGUGAACAAAUGGACCUCUGCCAUAGUGGAGCGUUGCCUUACACAGCUGGUCAAACUGGGGAAACACUACAAGUUUAUUGUAACAUGCGCGCUGAUGCAGCGAACCGGUGCAGGGCUGCACACGGCAAACUCCUGCUACUGGGACACAGCCAUGGAUGGGAGUUCAACUGUGAGGUGGGAAAGCCGCACCAUGUACUGCGUGGUCAGCGUUUUUGCCGUUGCAAUGGCGUAA
Molecule: messenger RNA, 339 nt
Organism: Nerophis lumbriciformis (worm pipefish)
Lineage: Eukaryota; Metazoa; Chordata; Actinopteri; Syngnathiformes; Syngnathidae
Source: RefSeq, a predicted model, not a curated record